Messenger RNA from Limulus polyphemus (Atlantic horseshoe crab), 2503 nucleotides. RefSeq names its product tumor necrosis factor receptor superfamily member 16-like. Gene Ontology annotation, molecular function: coreceptor activity; nerve growth factor binding; death receptor activity. Lineage: Eukaryota; Metazoa; Arthropoda; Merostomata; Xiphosura; Limulidae. The record is from RefSeq and is a predicted model, not a curated record. Gene Ontology annotation, biological process: Rho protein signal transduction. Bases 322 to 1512 code for a protein of 396 amino acids. The transcript has 5 exons. Gene Ontology annotation, cellular component: plasma membrane; cell surface.
CACGUGCUUUCGCGGCACGUAUGGUGAACACAUACCUCCUUCUCUGAACCAGCAAUUAGGGGUCUCCAUUGAGAACUUCAGGGCUAAUUGCUUGGUAGGUGCGCAGUCAUAAAACCUGCUUACAGACCAAUCGCUGGCCCCCGUUGAGCGUCAGCAGCGCUGGAACCAUAACUCCGUGGGCCAAACUCCCGGUAAGACUGUGUAGAUUUCCGAAAGUGCCGUCCGGCUCAAAUCUUUAGAACUACUUCUGCCGACAGUGGCAGUUAAAGAUAAUUCUCUUGCAAGCAAGCAGUUCUUCAUUUAGCUCUGACGAUUACAGUCAUGGAAAUAACCUGGGUAUUUUGCAUCUGUGUUUUCCUAGCAUCUUGGGUUGAAGAUAUUACAAGUGACGAUCAGUUGAGUACAGUGCCAUCUACAAACACGACAGGAUGUCAGUUUUGUCCACCAGGUUUCAAAGUAGAACAGCAAUGCACUGACAUAACGGAAACAACGUGCGCCCCCUGCCGCCCAGGAGAGACAUUCUCAGCGACAACUGACAACGAAACUGUGUGUAAGAAUUGCAGUGAAUGUCCAGAACACGCUUUGCUGCAUACAAAGUGCAACGUGACUCAUGAUACGGAAUGUAUUUGUGAGAAAGGGUUUUACUGGGACAACGAAAACAGAAUGUGUCAUCAAUGCGAGCUUUGCUCUCACGGAUGGGGAGUAGCCAGACAGUGUUCCCCAACAAGGAAUACCGUCUGCCGGAAGUGUCCACCUGGCACCUACUCUGGACUUUUGAGUGGUACCCUGGGGUGUGAGUUAUGUACCACGUGCCGUGGUAACCAGGUCAUGCUGCAAGAGUGCACGCCUAUUCAAGACACCAUCUGUAUUGACAAAGAUCUUCAUCAAAGAAGGCUCUUGCCAACAGAUCUACCCGGCCAGAUGUCAAAUAAAGCAGUCAAUUACACUCAACACAAUGUGAUACCUGUUUACUGCACCAUUUUAGUAGCAGUGCUGCUGGGUGUCCUGGUGUUCCUAGUGCUUCGAUGGAGACUGCACCAUACCAAGACCACUCACUGUAAGGAACUAGCACCUGGACACAGCCACGAAGGGUCUUUAGACUCUAGCAAAAGAAUGCUUCUUGCGGAGUCAGACCAAUCAUUGAAACUGAUCCCCGUGCAGUCUUUUCCACAAACAGCAAUGUUGAAAAUGAAGCUUAAAGAACUCUCAUCUGAAAAACAAAUGGAACUGGAAGCAAGUUUAAAUACCAAAAGACAAGAUGGACGAGACUGGGUAGGAUUAGCCCAACAAUUAGGUUACUCCAAGUCUAGCAUCUCAGUAUUUGAAGACUUGGGAAAUGACAAGAAAGGGCCUGCACAUGAAAUGCUAAUGGACUGGAGCCACUCUGAAUAUGCCACUAUUGAGGUUCUCAUUAGAGCCUUGGUAGGUUUGGGGCGUAUGGAUGUCGUUACUCUACUUCAACCAACAUGUGAGAGAGUGUAUUCUCCUCUUCAUCCAGAUUGCAUGGUGUGAAAUUCAACAGAAUAUACUGCUGUGUUGUUAACAGAAGUGGAUUGGUGGCAAUUUAUUUCACUCUUAUAUCAAUGUCCUCAUAACCUUCAGGCGGUUGUUGUGAUUUUGAAAUACUUAUGGCCUUUUCCACUUGUCCUAAAGCAGAUGGUGAAGUCUGAAGAGAAAACGAAACACAUAACUUGAAAGAAUUAUGGGUAAUCAAUUAUUGAAGAUUACGCUUUCAAAGAUCUGAAAUGGUAACCAUAACUCAAAAAUGUUAUAAUGAAUGACUAGCAAAAUCAUUUUAAAACACUAAAAAUACAUAACAAUAUUGCUGCUAAUUUCAAACCAAGUAACUUAUUAAAUUCAGUCUUUCAUCUGAAAGCAAGAUAAAUUGUUUGUAAAGUUUAAUGGUCAGAUCACAUUGUAACAUAGUUUUCUAUGCCAAAUCUUUAAUUCCUAACUCUCAUACUGGUUCUUUGUUAAGAAAUCUAGUUUCCUCUUUGGAAAUAAGUAUCUCGUAAGUACAAUUCAAAUAGUUUCCUCUGUAUUUAGGUUACAUUUCAAAUUACAGUAAUAAUGACUAUUGUUUGUGAAUAGCUAUAUUGUGCUCAAGCAAUAUUCAUGUGUAGUAAUACAUGUAAUUUAGGUAAAAACAAAGACUGAUACAUUACAUAUUUUUACCAAUAAUCUCUAAACAUCAUUACAUGCUUUUUACAUUUCAACUAUAGAGCUAAACCAAAGUUAAAUUCUUUAUCUGUAAUAAAGUUCAUUGCAUCUAGGUAUGAACUAAGGUUAGAAAAUUGCCGAAGUUUUACUUUUUUCAACCAUUUGUAUUACUAACGUUAGGUUUCAAAUAACAUUGUCUUCAUAUGUAUAUUCAUUUGUGAAAUUUUUUCACAAUGAAUCCUGUCAUAUACAAGGUGCUCUGUAUUUGGUUUAUUACAAAAAAUCUCAAAAAAAGCUAAAUGUAUUGGCAUAAAAACUGUGUAAAUAGUGUAAAUAAUGUAAA